Molecule: messenger RNA, 2352 nt
Organism: Trichechus manatus latirostris (Florida manatee)
Lineage: Eukaryota; Metazoa; Chordata; Mammalia; Sirenia; Trichechidae
Gene: RSRC1
Product: arginine and serine rich coiled-coil 1
Exons: 10
Coding region: 104-1102 (332 amino acids)
Biological process (GO): alternative mRNA splicing, via spliceosome
Cellular component (GO): cytoplasm; nucleus
Source: RefSeq, a predicted model, not a curated record
UGCUGUCUGACGCUGGAACCAGGAAGGCGCUGAGCUUGAACUGAGGCGAGUUGGGCGGACGCUGGCGGUGUCUCAGCGGGAGCGGCGUUUCCAGCUUAUAGAAAUGGGACGCCGGUCAUCAGAUACUGAAGAGGAAAGCAGAAGUAAGAGAAAGAAGAAGCACCGUAGACGAUCUUCGUCAAGUAGCUCUUCAGAUAGUAGGACAUACAGCCGAAAGAAGGGUGGAAGAAAAUCAAGGUCAAAGUCAAGAUCUUGGUCCAGAGAUCUUCAGCCUCGUUCACAUUCUUAUGACAGAAGACGCAGGCAUCGAUCAAGCAGUAGCUCUUCUUAUGGCUCAAGAAGAAAACGAAGUCGAAGCCGCUCAAGGGGUCGAGGGAAAUCCUAUAGAGUUCAGAGGUCUAGGUCAAAAAGCAGAACAAGAAGGUCCAGGUCAAGACCCCGCCCACGUUCCCAUAGUCGAAGCAGUGAAAGGUCCAGUCACAGAAGAACCCGCAGUCGAUCUCGGGAUAGAGAGCGACGUAAAGCCAGAGAGAAGGAGAAGAGGGAGAAGGAGAAGGGGAAGGACAAGGAUGUGCACGGCACCAAGCGAGGGGAAUCUGGAAACAUCAAAGCUGGAUUAGAACAUCUGCCACCAGCUGAGCAGGCCAAAGUGAGACUACAGCUGGUUCUUGAAGCUGCUGCGAAAGCUGGCGAGGCACUGAAGGCCAAAGAAAGAAAUGAGGAAGAAGCCGAGAGAAGAAAGGAGGAAGACCAAGCCACCCUGGUAGAGCAAGUAAAAAGAGUAAAAGAGAUUGAAGCUAUUGAAAGUAAUUCUUUUGUUCAGCAGACAUUCAGAUCAAGUAAAGAAGUCAGAAAGUCCGUGGAACCCAGUGAAGUGAAGCUUGCAGCUGCGGCAUCAGGACCAGCAUCGGGAGCCGCUGACCCGCCCAGUGUUGAAAAAGAAGCAGACCCUAGCUGCAUCCCUACUGCCAUCAAGUACCAAGAUGACAAUUCUCUGGCCCAUCCGAAUUUAUUUAUUGAGAAAGCAGAGGCUGAGGAAAAAUGGUUCAAGAGAUUAAUCGCUCUCCGACAAGAAAGGCUAAUGGGCAGUCCUGUGGCCUAAGAAUAUACGUAUUUUUGAAAUGAUGGUAAUGUUAGAAAUUCAGGUUUUUAAAUCCCAGUGUUAACCUUUUGUGCUCAAAAAGAGUUUAGCUUAUUAUAUAAAAGGGCAGUCUUGUUUCAUUCUUUUCCCAUUUAGGUAGGCUUUGAACUCAAGCAAACAUUGUGGGUACUAAAACUAGUGUAAAAUUAAGAUGCAUGAAAAUGUUAUACUGUUAAUAAAGCUAAUCAUAAAAUAUCCGUGUUGAUAUGAAAGAUACACAGUAGUGUUUCUGAGUAGAAUUUGAAAAAUGUUGGGUUUUCGUUUAAAGAAUUUUGAUUAAUCAUGCAUAUAUGAGAAUCAAACAACAUCCUAUAAAUAGGAGAUUUCAUUUACUUUGUAUUAUAAAACCAUUUUUAAACCUUUAUUUCACCUUAUUACAAAUUUUAAACAUAAUAAAAAAACACUAAAUAAUCUAAGAAUGAGCAUGUUAAACUUAAAAGGAUAAUACAUUUAUUUUAAAAAUUUCUCGAAAUUUAAAUAAAUUGGUGAUUUUGCUUAGAGAUCAGCUUCUACUAGGCUACUUCUUUGAAACGUGUUAGAAGAUCUCAGCUCAUCCUUUCAGAAAUCACACGUUUAUGCUACAUCUCACCAGAUGGCCAAAUACACAAGAUGGGGAAAAUCAUUUCUGCAAAAGCUGAUAAGAACUCUCCCUUCAAUCUUACUUAACCAGCUGCUGUUCCCUGCAGAGGAAGCCAGCUAAUUGUAGUCUUGAUAGGGCUCUCUCUUGUUGUAGAAAACCUUUCUCUACAAGCUGAACAGAAGUCAACCCUGCAUUCCAUACAGAACUUGCCAGAGAUAAGGACUAUUAGGUCUUGCUUUCCAAAACUAGUUUUCAACAGUUGACAUGAGUACUUCCCUUUCUAUGCUGUAGAGUUGUCCAAGCCCACUCUAAUGUACUGUCCAUGAAGACUGCACUCCAGAACACAAGACAAGCAUGAAGAGCCCUUGGGGUAGGAUUACUAACAUAUAGGACAUUUUAAUGUCAUCUUUUUUAUAUCUCUGGAACUACUAAAAUCCUAAUCUCUGUUGAAAACGAAAAAUAUAAAGAGCUUACACUCAAAUGCAAAAGGCAUGGAGAAUAGACUAAUGAUGAAAUACUUGUUUUCAUACAAACAUGUUUUUCCAUUUUAAGUAGAUACUAGUGUUCUUUUUCCCUUAACCCAUUGCUCGUCGAGUCGAUUCCGACUCAUAGCGACCGUAUAGGACAGGGU